GCAAGGAAUAUCAUUCCGUCGCAAAUUUGCAAGGAACUUAUUUCCGUCGCAAAUUUGCGAGGAAAUCAAUUCCGUCGCAAUUUUGCAAGGAAUAUCAUUCCGUCGCAAAUUUGCAAGGAAUUUAUUUCCGUCGCAAAUUUGCGAGCGUUUUGCGAGUGAUUUUCAUUUGCGACGAGCGAUUUGCGAGGGAACGUUGUUUCUCGCAAAACCCUCGCAAUAAGCGAUUUGCAACGGAAUUGCGAUGCAGUUUUCCCUUGCAACUGACGUGUUUUCUUGUAGUGCAAGCAGAAAAAGUGAAAAACAAUAUUUUAGUUAAUUUAUCGAUCGAACGUUUAACUAGGGACUUAUAGACCCAGUAGGGGUGGAUCUAUAAGUCCAUUCGGGUUGAGCAAAACUAGGGGUGGGCAUAUCGGUUCGGUUGGGUUCGGUUUGGGUUCGGUUUGAUUUGGUUAAUUUGGAUUUUAUAAAACUCAACUCAAUUAAAACCAAAGUAGUUUUGGUUUGGAUUCGGUUUGGAUUUAGUUUGGUUCGGUUUAGUUUGGUUUCGUUUAGAUUUAGUUUGGUUUUCUUUAAAAGUCUAUGAAACACAAAACAAUUUAAAGUUCGAUGACAAAACUCUUAACCACGUCAAAGGAAGAAAUACAUAAUAAGCAAAGACCAGACUAUUUGUAAUCUAAUUAGCAAACAAAGACUUGUAAGCAUUCCAAAGCCUAUUAACUAAAAGACUAUUUGCAUCUACCUUUUUGUUUUUAUUGAUACUAUAAUAUCUUUGUUACAUAAUUUAGAGAAUGAAAAUUGGAGAAGAUGAACGAAACAAGAUGGCUACGAUUUAGAUGCUUAUAGUUUUUAGGUUUUGUUUUCAGUACAAUCUUUAGGUAUUAGGAUUAUUUGAAUCAUAUUUGGAUUUUUUUUGAAAAUAUAUGGAAACUAAGAAAAAAUGGAAAACGAAACUUUAACUAAAAUUUAUAAUAUGUUAACAAAUAUAUAUAUAUUAGAUUAUUGGUUUGGUUUUAUUUGGUUCGGUUUGAACCCAAACCAAACCAAACCAUUUGGGUUGAGCAAAACAUGAACCAAUUGGGUUAUGUAAAGAGCACGGUUUGGUUUGGAUCGGUUUAACUUCGGUUGGUUUGGUUUGGAUCGGUUCGGUUUGGGUUUUUUGCCCACCCCUACCCUUGUUAAUCAAACUCGACAUAUACAAGCAAAGUUAUUAUUUUCUUAAAAACUAUUAUUAAUCCUGUAUUGCCAAAUCAUCCAUCAAAUAUAUAUAUUUCCACCGUCCCCCUCCCAAGGAAUAUGCGAAAUUUCCAACGUUAUAUAUAUGCUACGAAAAAUUAUUCGGAAAACCUGAAAGAGCUAAAAGCAAAAAGGCUUGAGAAGAACAAGACGCACGUUUUGGGUCAAGAAGAACGAGUCUUCUUCUCCCGUUUAUUGGGAACAAUAAUGGCUCACCAUAAUGAAGACGAAGGGUCUAUUGGGACUUCCAUGCAUGGAGUCACGGCGAGGGAACAAGUUUUCUCCUUCUCUGUCCAAGGAGAAGAUGAUGGCCCGUCAUCCCAUACCGUCGGUUUUGAUGAUCCAACAGCUAAGUUUGCCCUGCCGGUUGACUCAGAACACCGAGCAACAGCGUUCAAACCAUUUUCAUUUGCGAAGCCACACAUGAGAGCUUUCCACUUAGGAUGGAUAUCUUUCUUCACUUGCUUUAUAUCCACAUUUGCCGCCGCACCUCUGGUUCCUAUCAUCAGAGAUAACCUCGAUUUGACCAAAAGUGAUAUUGGAAACGCAGGAGUCGCUUCCGUUUCCGGUGCCAUUUUCUCAAGGCUCGCUAUGGGAGCUGUUUGUGACUUGCUCGGGGCUAGGUACGGAACGGCGUUUCUGCUAAUGCUAUCCGCCCCAACAGUGUUUAGCAUGUCCUUUGUAUCUGAUGCUGGUGGCUACUUAUCCGUCCGGUUCAUGAUUGGUUUUUGUCUAGCCACGUUUGUGUCUUGUCAGUACUGGACCAGCGUGAUGUUCAACGGUAAGAUCAUUGGACUCGUCAAUGGAUGUGCUGGUGGCUGGGGAGACAUGGGAGGAGGCGUAACUCAGCUACUCAUGCCGAUGGUUUUCCACGUCAUCAAACUCGCUGGAGCCACUCCCUUCACGGCCUGGAGGAUUGCGUUCUUCAUUCCCGGAUUUCUUCAGGUCAUCAUGGGUAUUCUUGUGCUCACUCUUGGACAAGAUCUUCCUGAUGGAAACCUAAGUACUCUACAGAAGAGAGGAGAGGUUUCCAAAGACAAAUUCACCAAGGUGUUUUGGUAUGCUGUUUUGAACUAUAGAACAUACGUUUUGUUCCUUCUCUAUGGAUUUUCCAUGGGAAUCGAAAUGACCAUCAACAAUGUUAUCUCCGAGUAUUUCUUCGACAGGUUUCAGCUUGAACUACACACUGCUGGUAUGAUAGCAGCCAGCUUUGGUAUGGCUAACUUCUUCGCUCGUCCGCUUGGUGGAUACGCAUCUGACAUUUCUGCUAGGUUUUUCGGUAUGAGAGGGCGGUUAUGGACCCUUUGGAUCUUACAAACUUCUGGUGGUAUUUUCUGUGUUUGGCUCGGCCGUGCUACUUCACUUCCUAUAGCUAUUUUAUCCAUGAUGCUCUUCUCCGUGGGCGUGCAAGCAGCUUGUGGGGCCAUCUUCGGGAUCGUUCCUUUUGUCUCCCGCCGCUCUCUAGGGCUAAUAUCUGGAUUGACCGGCGCAGGAGGAAAUUUUGGGUCGGGGCUAACUCAAUUGAUCUUUUUCUCUUCAUCCAAAUUCCAUGCUGCCGAUGGUUUGUCGCUAAUGGGAAUCAUGGGGAUGAUUUUUACACUUUUAGUUGCGUUUAUACAUUUUCCGCAAUGGGGAAGUAUGUUUUUUGGACCAACAAGUGACGAGAAAAAAUCAAAGGAAGAGCACUAUUAUGCGGCAGAGUGGACUGAGGAAGAGAAACGGCAAGGAUUGCAUGAAGGUAGCCUUAAAUUUGCAGAAAAUAGUCGAUCUGAAAGAGGCAGAAAGGCGGCUUCAGACGGAUCCUCCCCCUCCACGCCGCCUGAAAAUGGAAAUCCGGCUCAUGUUUAAUCACAUGGAAUUGUAUUUUCUUCUCCACUGCACACACACAUUACACAAAUAUGGUGAGGCAUAUUACCAUUUAUUAUUGUUCAUUUUGAUAUGGGCUAUGCUUUGGUGUUUCAUAGUGUUAUAUAUAUAUAUAUAUAUAAGGAGCACAAGUCUAGUUAAUAUGAUUACUUGAAGUUUCAUAUACUAUGCAAUUCAAAAUUAAUUUGCGUGGCUGGUUUCUUGUUUGAUAUAAAGUUUGUAUUUUGCACCACUAAUACCUUUGUGUUUUCGUUUGUAUCCAUGCAUUACUUAUUGAUCAAUUAACAUAUUUAAUGCUUAAUGUUAUUUAACGAACGUCCAUAAUUACUUAGUCCAACCUCAAAAUCAAAAUGAGAAUACGGUUUUACUGGUUUACUCAAAUCUGUGUAGAUCAAAAAUGACAAAAAAAAAUUGUGCGUAGCUUGAGUUUUUAUGGCAAGUUAGCAACAAUACAAACAAAAAUUUACAAAUUUUCUAGUCAGUAUUUGUAUUAUUCCGGAUUUCUAGAAAAUAAGAGUGUAUAACAGAAGUUAAAAGAUUCAUUUAGCUAUUCACAUCCUCUAAGGUCCUUUUAAUGUACUUAAUCCUAAGAGGAUUCAAUGGCUAAACGUAUUUAAGCUGCAAUUUGUAUUGAAAAAUGACUGUAUUAGUGAAUGAAGAAAUUAAAGAUCGUUUGGUGCUUUACAGGAUGAAUCAGGGAAAUCUGCCAAACUUUAUAAAAUAGCAAACCAGCCGUCGAUCAACAUGCCAAGAUCAUGCAUACAGUCAACGGAUGGUACCGGCCGAAACUUUGCAUUAUUCAUUCUGAGUUUGGCUUGAGAAAAUACAAAAUGAAAGCGAAAAAAUUAAAGAAAGAACCAGCGUCAGGUUUUAUUUAGAAAGAUAUAAUAGUGUUCCAGAAAAAAAAAGUUAGGAAGAUAUCAAUUGUACAACUUGGCUUUGAAAAGUGGGGAUGACGAUGAUCUGUACGGUGUAUAAAAUAAAUAAAGUAUGGAUCGGUAGAUAAAACUAUAUAAGACCAAGUGGUUAUCUUUUUAUUGUAACUAAUAAUUUGAUAUGUACUUUGUCCCGCGUAUCUUACGCGUUUGGAAAGUCUUCAAACGUGGUUUGAUUGCUCCGCUUAUCGCGUUGUCCCCACGACUCCAUAAACUCCAUCUUAAUCAAAGUCUUGUGAUUAUAAUAAUACUAACGUUCAUUGUCACCGUUUCAAAACAAAUAAAAUUGUGGGUGUUUUUUAUUAUGUAAUUUGGAAUCUUGAUUUUGUUGUUAUUGUGGUGUUUGCAAAAAUGGAAUAAAUCUAUUAAGUAAAAUAUGGAAUUGAAAAUUUUACUGUUUGGCAUGCAUGUAAAUACAAUAUUUUCAAAAAAUUAAUCAACUAUGGUUAUUGACUAAAUUUUCAACACUUGAACUAAUAUUACGAAAUACUAUAAAUCAAAACUCUAUAAUUAAUACAAUCAAUAUACAUCGACUGAAUUGCCAUACAGUUUUUAAACAUAUUAUCACUUUAAAUAAAUUUUCCAAAACAAAAUACAGAAAAUACUCCACCAAAAACGUAAUAUAAUAUGAGAUAUGGCUCCGAUUGGUGACAUGUUGUAUUAGAGUUGAUUUAUAAUAAAAGUUACAAUUCGAUGUAACUCGCAGUAAAAAUUAUGUGGUAGAAACUGUAAAUUUAUGUAGUGAAUUCACUGUCAAAAUAUGAGUUACUAAUUUUUAAAAAUAACUGACUGGUAACAUUUUUGAUGUAUAAAUUGUAGUAGUUUAUUUAAAAUAUAAUUUUAUAAAUGCUAACAAUGAUAACCUUUAUCAUGAAUUUAGUAAACUAGACUGAAAGUAUAAAAUAUAUAAUAAAAAUUAAAUAAAUAUACUUAAACAUGUAUAUAUAUACACAUUAUAGCAAAGGCAACUGAGCAAAGGUAUUUAUAUAUUCACGUAAUUUCAUAUAUAAAAUUUCUAGUUACUAAACAUAGUUAACAGUUAAAAUUAAUGAAAUAAUUUUGUUUGAAUAAUAAUCCAAAUCAAAUAAGAAAAUUUAUAAAAAUCUUUGACUAACUAAUAAAUACUUACAUGAUUUUAUUUUUUGAAAAUGGUUUAGUGACUCAAGGAAAGUAAACGUGAUAAAUAAUUUCUAUGCAAUUCAAAUAUUAAAGUGUUAAAAAAGUAAAAGUAACCGUAAGGUAAUUGACAGAAAGCAAAAUAACUACUACCUCAACUCUAAUACAUACGAUUUUGGUUGAUGUUGAUUAAGUAUUUGAGUUACCAAUUUUACAAAAGAGAUAACUCAAAAUUGUACCUCAAAUAUAACACACUAUAACUCAAACAUAAACUCAAAAAAUAAAAAACAAAUCAUGAUUGGUGACAUUUUUGAGUUAUAACCACAAAUCAAACUUAAUCAAUAGUAACUCAUGUUACCAAUCAAAGCGAAAUCUUUAAAAAUAUUAAGUUAUCGAUUUGUAAGAGAAUUGCAAGGGAUAUAUCGUAAUUUCCUCGCAAAUUUGCAAAGGAACCAAAUACCACGCAAAUUUGCGACAGAAUUACAAAGAGUUCCUUGCACUUCCCUUGCAAAUCCGUAUACCUUAAACCAAAAACCAUAUACCCCCAAUCAUAAAGUUUGGGGGUUACGUCUUGUAGAAAUCUACCUUCAUGUAAUUAACCUAUAACAAUAUGACACAAAAAUUUAAGUAGAACCCAAUCAUCGAAUCGUUGUUGUUAUGUAUUUUGUUUAACCCUAGAUUGGUUAAAAUGUGAUUUCCUUAUUUACGCACGAAUCCUACUAAUAUACGCUGAUGCAAUGGAAGUCACUUAAAGAUAAGAUUUAUAGAGAUAUUUUGAGAAUGGGACACGUCUCUUUGGUAAAAAUAUCGAUCAAGAGUACGUAAAUGUUAUAACAACAGAAUAAAUAUAUUAUAAGAUGCCUAUUCCAGUUGAGUCAUAAGUAAAAAGUAUGUUAGCGACUUUAUCGCAUAUUUUUUUAGAAAUUUGUUUAUUCGAAUAGAAUGUACUUUGUGUAUACUGUAAAAUCAAGAUACUGGGUCACGAAAAAUAUCAUUAAGCACAAUGAUGAAGUUAUAUAUACAGAACAUUGUCUAACGAAGUUCCAACCAUUUGUCUGAAAUAUAAGUUCUCUUUAAAUAUGACAGAUUAUAAUAUAAUAUCUUGCGGUAACUAGAAAUUUUACACAUAAUAAUAUGCAAUGUGACAACCGUUUGUCCUAGAUAUGGAGCAUUGGAAAUCAUGCAAUCUUUGUGAAUCCAUCAAUUCUACAAACAUGUACAUCGGCAACAAUCCACCUUUUCCAUU
This is a messenger RNA of Brassica rapa (field mustard), 6396 nucleotides long. RefSeq names its product high affinity nitrate transporter 2.6. Lineage: Eukaryota; Viridiplantae; Streptophyta; Magnoliopsida; Brassicales; Brassicaceae. Gene Ontology annotation, molecular function: nitrate transmembrane transporter activity. The record is from RefSeq and is a predicted model, not a curated record. Gene Ontology annotation, biological process: transmembrane transport.